UCCUGGGUGUCCAGCCCCCGCCUUGGGCCUCGUUUCGCUUGGGGUGGGUGCUGAUUCAGUCCCGGCGUGACUCCCGUGUGGACGUGUUUGCUCCGGAGCCAGCACCUGGCUCCUACUGGGGCCCCCUGCAGGCCCUCCCUGUGCUAGGGAGAGGCCGGGAUGGUGGCGCCGGGGGCCGGGCUCCGCUCCGGCCGGGUGUGCGGGACCGCGGCGGGCGGGGCAGGGGGAGGCGGCCGCGGCCGGGAAGCGAAAGUGAAAGGGGGAGAGUCGGAGCCAGGAAGCGCCGCUGCAGCCGGUGUGAGUGACACAAUGACGGAUUCAGAAGAGGAGUCCUUUGUCCGCCUGCCUGAUGCGCUCAAACUGGAGAACGGCUCCCUCGCGAUGAGCCCCGAACGCCUGCAGCAGGAGAUAGAGAAAUUCAAGGAGCAGCGCCACGUGCUGGAGCAAGAUGGGCUGGAGCUGCGUGCGGCGAAGGAAGCCGCGGAGCGGAAGACCCGAGGGUUCCAGAAAGAAGCCAAAGUGCUCCGUGAGAAACUGGAGCGCGAGACGUCUCGGAGCAGGGAGCUGGAGCCCCCCUUCCAGGAGCUUUGUUUGGCGAAGGAGGAGAGGAGCAAGUUGCUUGAGCAGAAGCAGGAGCUGGAAAAGCAGCUGGCGGAGCUGGAGGAGAGGAGAGUCGCCUUGGAGGAGCAAGCUAAGGCGCCGCUGGCCCUUCCGGACAGAACGAUGGUGUUCAAGGGUCACGUGGCGGAGGACGGACUGGCCUGGGCGAGAGGCCCCAGCGUUCUCCCCCUCGCCCGGGGCUCUUUGUGCCGCCGUGACUGGGAGCCCUGCUGCUUUCCCAGACGCCGUCUCCCCCGGCGCUGCCAGGCCUCCCUGUGGGGCAGCUGCGCGCGACCUAGCCCCUCCUGCGGGGGAUUCCCUCCCCGAGCCGCCUGCCCGGCGCGCCCAGGCCUGAGGGGUGUCUCCCCGCUUGCAGUGGCCCAGCGGAUCCUAGACAUGAAGUGGCACGAGGUGAAGCUGGACGAGAGCACGGGGAGUGAGGGCCGGGUGCGCAUGCAGGCCAGGCCUGUGGAGCUGCUGCUGCCCUCAGCCCUGGAGAUUGAGCUGGAGCUGAGUGACCGGAGCAUCCUGCUGUCCAACCUGCCCCGGCUGGAUCUCACCGAGGAAUUGCUGCUGGACAAGCUGGAGCUGUUCUUUAGCAAGAGGAAGCACGGGGGCGGCGAGGUGGAGCGGCGGGAGCUCCUGCACGACUCCGGGAACGUGGUGCUGACCUUCGUGCACGAUGGAGUGGCGGAGCAGCUAGUGAAGAAAGGACGCACCCAAGUCCCCAUUGGGAAGCAGACGUUUGAGCUCAAAGUGACGCCGUACACAAGUGGAGAGAUCCGAGACCUGCAGCUCCAUCCGUCCGUCUGUGCCAGGACCGUGCUCCUGUCGGGGAUCCCGGACGUCUUGGACGAGGAGUCCAUGAGGGACGCCCUGGAGAUCCACUUCCAGAAGCCCAGCCGCGGCGGAGGCGAGGUGGAUGCCCUGGGCUACGUGCCGACGGGGAAGCAGGCGCUCGCUGUCUUUGAGGAGGACACGGACUGAAACGCCUCUGGGGAGG
This is a messenger RNA of Pelodiscus sinensis (Chinese soft-shelled turtle), 1603 nucleotides long. The record is from RefSeq and is a predicted model, not a curated record. Lineage: Eukaryota; Metazoa; Chordata; Testudines; Trionychidae.